UGCUUUAACCAGAUCGCACUUAUAGAAAGCUCUCUCUCUCUCUCACCCAACGCAAGUACGCAACUAUGGCCAAGAAAGGCUCUUCAGAUCUCAGAAGCUGCAUGCACCAACAUUUAAUACCAGCAAGAGUUUUGGCAUCAACCAUGGCCUCCAGGGCAGAAAAGGCUUCAACCAUGGAGGCCAUGAGAUCGAUCUCGAUCAGCAGAUGCACUCCAGGCAGAGGUUGAGUUGUUUCUUUCCAGAAACCAUGGCCUAGGGCUUAGGGAGGCCCUUCAAGUCCUCAGAAGAUUCAAGGAUGGGGCUCAACCAAGUCUUCAGAUUCAAGGUCCGCCCGGAAACAAGAGUUGAAGGAAGAGGUGGUCUCUGGCCAAAGGGCAACAAAAAAAACACGAGAAAGAAGAAGAAGACGACUAGAAGAGGGUGUUCUGACUGGGCCGAAUGGAUAGCUCAGUUUGGGCUUUCCUUGUACUACCAAUCUGCACUCAGGCAGGCCCAAAUCGAUUUUAAUUCGGGUUUUAUAGGGUUGGGGCACCAAAGUGGAGGUUUAGCUCUGAAUUCUAAUAGGAGGUCUUGCACCCAUUGCUCUGCGUCUUCUUCUCUGCUAUCAUCAGGAUGGCCGUGGCAUCUUUGGAGAGACUACGAUACUUUACGACAGCUUAUUGCGAACGAAUAAUGGCAGAAAGUACUUUUUGCACCUUUGCAGAGCGGUACAAUAUGCCUUCAAUUUUCAGGGAGGAUAUUAUUGACCACACUAUCAGAGAGGAGAUGAUAGAGGGAUAUAAUGAGCUGGUAAGGGAAGUACGGGCAACUCAGAAUAAUUUGGACUAUCAAGGUUAUGAGCUCCUUUUGCAUGAUGUGAUCACUGUGGAGACAUAAUGAUUUUCUGAUGGUUCUCAAAUUCAAGUCUGGGCCUUGGGGUUGGGAUGGUGAAGUUCAUUUGAUGCCUGUAUUUGGCGAGGAGGAUAUGGAGCGCAUCAUGGAAAAAGCUGCUCAUCAUGGAAUUCGAUUGGCUGACGAAUGAUGAUUUUACCUUUUCUAUCUCAUGUUUUUGGUUGUCUUGGAAGUUGUUUUUUGUGACAGGUUAGUUGUAUUGUUAAAAUGUGAUUGUUAUUCUGAAGUUGUUAAUGUAAUUAAUAUGGGAAUGAAUGGAUUACUCUUUAAGAACA
Molecule: messenger RNA, 1166 nt
Organism: Rosa chinensis
Lineage: Eukaryota; Viridiplantae; Streptophyta; Magnoliopsida; Rosales; Rosaceae
Exons: 3
Coding region: 296-673 (125 amino acids)
Source: RefSeq, a predicted model, not a curated record